Candoia aspera is the source of this 4284-nucleotide messenger RNA. RefSeq names its product zinc finger and AT-hook domain containing (gene ZFAT). Lineage: Eukaryota; Metazoa; Chordata; Lepidosauria; Squamata; Candoiidae. The transcript is spliced from 16 exons. Gene Ontology annotation, molecular function: RNA polymerase II cis-regulatory region sequence-specific DNA binding; DNA-binding transcription factor activity, RNA polymerase II-specific. The record is from RefSeq and is a predicted model, not a curated record. Gene Ontology annotation, biological process: regulation of DNA-templated transcription. Bases 308 to 4057 code for a protein of 1249 amino acids.
CGAGGAAGAGCAAGCCGCCGCCAUGUCGGGUGCCGCAGAUUCGCCAUAAUCCCGUCCGCCUGCUUCGCCCGCCGCCAUUCCAGAGCGGCAGUAAUUAAUAUUCACACGGGCCGGGGCUGGCUUCUUUGUCUUCUUUCUUUUUUUAAAGGCGCUUCCUGCCUCUCCAGAGACUCCGGACAGGCGCAUCGGCGGACGGCGCUUUCCUGAGGAGACGGAAGUGCGCCGAUCUUUUUUUUUUCCCUUCCCCCUUUUCACAAUUUAAAAGAAAGUACCCGGAUUUUCUUCCCGCUCCGCAGCCCGGGCCGUCAUGGAGGCUCCUUCGGCCGGGAACAGAUCCAUCUUCAUGUGCAAGCUCUGUAACUUAUUUUCCCCGAACCAGUCAGAACUGCUAUCUCAUGUCUCCGAGAAGCAUUCAGAAGAUGGGACAAAGGUGGAUGAAAUCAUCAUUCUACUCAGGCCUCUAACAACACCUGCAAAUCUGAAUAAAAAUGGAGAAGAACUGCUUGUAGUGAAGAGGAAGAGGGGGAGGCCCAAAGGAUCCACCAAGAAAUGUUACCCCGAUGAGGAAUCGGCUGAGAACAGUGCCUGUGCUCCAAGUGAAGGUGCUCAGCCAGGGCCUGGAGAAGGAGGAGGAGGAGGAGGAGGGGAGCUGGUGGAAGUUCCAGCAGACAACUUGGAAUGCCAGAAGUGCAGCCGGACGUUCUCCAACUCCCGACAGCUGCGGAAGCACAUCUGCAUUAUCGUUAAGCACGAACACUUAGAAGAAGACGGCGACUCAGGUAAUGAUUCUGAUGUUGACCUUGACAGGAGGGAAGAUGAACAAGAAAAACCAGCCAAGAGGCAGCGGGUACAAAGGACUGAGAAAAGCCUUUUCUCAAAAGAAGCAGACCAGGCCUCGGGAGCUAAGAAUCCUAUUAUAAGUGUGGUUUUGACAGCCCACGAAGCAAUUCCAGGAGCUACGAAAAUAGUUCCUGUGGAGGCAGCUUCUCCCAAAACUGAGCAGCCAAUCAACUCAGAAACCUCUGUGUCAGACUCAUCUCAGCGAAGAGGCUAUCAGGAAUAUGCCAUUCAGCAAACUCCUUAUGAACAGCCAAUGAAAUCAAGCAGGUUGGGUGCAACUCAGUUGAAAAUUUUCACCUGUGAGUAUUGCAACAAGGUGUUCAAAUUCAAGCACUCGCUUCAGGCCCACCUGAGGAUCCACACCAAGGAGAAGCCAUACAAAUGCUCCUCCUGCAACUACGCCAGUGCCAUCAAAGCCAACCUGAAUGUCCACCUGAGGAAGCACACGGGAGAGAAGUUCUCUUGUGACUACUGCUCUUUCACCUGCUUGAGCAAAGGCCACCUUAAAGUCCACGUGGAGAGAGUCCACAAGAAAAUCAAGCAGCAUUGUCGCUUCUGCAAGAAGAAGUAUGCUGAUGUCAAAAACCUGAUCAAGCAUAUCAAGGAAGCCCAUGACUUGCAAGACAAAAAGGUGAAGAAUGUCUUUGAUGAGCUUCGCUUGAUGACCCGGGAAGGCAAGAGGCAGCUUUUAUAUGACUGUCAAAUCUGCGAACGCAAGUUCAAAAAUGAAUUGGAUCGGGACAGGCAUAUGCUUGUCCAUGGGGAUGAGAGGCCCUUUGCUUGCGAGCUCUGUGGCCACGGAGCCACCAAGUACCAAGCUCUGGAGCUUCAUGUCCGAAAGCACCCAUUUGUGUACAUUUGCAGCGAGUGUUCAAAGAAAUUUGUCAGCUCCAUCAGGCUCCGCUCACAUAUCAAAGAUGCACAUGGGGAAUUGCCAGAGACAUCUGUUUUUAAUGAUUCCAUCAAUCAGAGCUUUUGUCUACUGGAACCUGGAGGAGAUGUCCAGCAGGAAGCCCUUGGAGAGGAACUGUUGCAGACUGCAGCUGAACUGUCACUCUUAAACUCUAAGGCACUUUGUAUAGUGAAGUCUGCUUGCACCGGAGAAGUAAAUACCACAGAGGGAAACAAUAGCCACAACCUUGCUGACAGUUUGGAAACAUCUCCUGCUCCACUUUUGGAUUUUGAAAGUCCAUCAGCAGCAACUGCAACAGAUCUGGCUUGUGAGCCGUUAACAGGAUUACCGUCCCCACGUGCAAGCCCGGUUAGUGCUUCAGAUAGCUUUCUACAGAAAAAUGCUUCACCGGGUUCAGAUGGAGAAAAGAUCCAUUCGGUAAAAGCGGCGGCGUCACUCAACUGUUCGGUUAAUGUCCAGGGGGAAGUAGAACAGCUUUUGGGAGAUGGAAACUCCAGUUUAAACCAGAAUUGCGAAGGUCCACAGAGGGUUCUGGAUCCUGAAGAAGAGAGCCAGACCAUUUGUCUUAAUCAGGAGGUAGUCAACAAAUCAACACCUGAAAAGACAGGGUCCUCCAGCUCAUGCCCCCUUCUAGGAUCCAGUACAGUGUCUGACCAGAAUUCAGAGUCAUGUCCUCCACCUUCAGAGGAUCGAACUGGAACUGCAGCCUUUAUGCAGAUUUUGGACAGUUUACAAAAACAACAAAUGAGUACAGCCUUGCGUGAAAAGAUCAGGAAGGUCUACGGAGGCUUGGAAUGCGAAUACUGUGGCAAGUUGUUUUGGUACGAGGCGCAUUAUGACAUGCACGUCCGCACUCACACACGAGAGCAUCUUCAUUACUGCUCUCAGUGCAGCUAUUCCUCCAUCACCAAAAACUGUCUUAAACGCCAUGUCAUCCAGAAGCAUAGCAACAUUUUGCUGAAAUGUCCCACAGCAGACUGCGAUUAUUCUACCCCGGAUAAGUACAAACUCCAGGCCCAUCUGAAAGUGCACUCGGAGCUGGACAAAAAGAGUUAUUCCUGCCCUGUGUGUGAGAAAUCAUUUUCUGAAGACCGACUUAUAAAAGCUCAUAUAAAGACAAACCAUCCAGAGGUUUCUAUGCACACAAUUUCCAAGAUUGUUGGCAGGAGAGUUCAGCUAAAAGGACUUAUAGGAAAACGAGCUGUGAAGUGCCCUUAUUGCAAUUUUUAUUUCAUGAAGAAUGGAUCGGAUCUCCAGCGUCACAUUUGGGCUCAUGAAGGUAUCAAGCCAUUCAAAUGUUCUCUCUGUGAAUAUGCUACUCGCAGCAAAAGCAACCUCAAAGCUCACAUGAAUCGCCAUAGUACUGAGAAGACACACCUGUGUGACAGGUGUGGGAAGAAGUUCAAAUCUAAAGGCACCUUGAAGAGCCAUAAACUCCUCCACACUGCUGAUGGAAAACAGUUCAAGUGCACUGUGUGUGAUUAUACUGCUGCCCAGAAGCCACAACUUCUAAGGCACAUGGAACAACAUGCUUCAUUCAAGCCUUUCCGCUGCGCACACUGCCAUUAUUCCUGCAACAUAUCUGGUUCUCUCAAAAGACAUUAUAAUAGGAAACAUCCCAGUGAGGAGUAUGUUAAUGCAGGCUCUGGUGAAUUUGCAGCUGAAGCCCUUCUCCAGCAAGGUGGUAUGAAGUGUCCUGUAUGCAGCUUUGUGUACGGGACAAAAUGGGAAUUCAACAGACACCUCAAAAACAAACAUGGACUUAAAUUAAUGGAGCAUGAUGGGGAAGUCAAGUGGGAGCAAACUAUAGAAAUUUCUGAAGAAACCUCUACACAGUAUCUUCAUAUCACCGAGGCUGAAGAUCUGCAAGGAACUCAGGCUGCUGUUGCUGCUCUACAGGACCUAAGAUAUACCUCAGAGAAUGGAGGAAGGCUUGAUGCCACCACGGCAGUCAACAUCCUUCAGCAAAUCAUGGAGCUGGGCACAGAGCCCCACGAUGGCGCUGCUCUGGCUUCUGUCGUUGCUGUGGCCCCAGGAACCGUUACUGUUGUCAAGCAGGUGACCGAAGAGGAACAGUCAGCUAAUCACACAGUGAUGAUUCAGGAAACUUUGCAGCAGGCUUCGGUGGAGUUGGCUGAGCAGCAUCACUUGGUCGUCUCCUCAGAUGAUAUGGAAGGAAUUGGGACUGUGACAGUUUAUACUCAGGGGGGAGAAGCCGCAGAACUGAUUGUUUAUGUUCAGGAAGCCAUGCAGCCUGUGGAAGAGCAGGCAGAGGAGCAGGAACAAUCUGGACAGAAAAUCUAGAUAAAAUCCUCCAGGCAGGUAAGCCUUCUGGCACUGCUAAAUCAAAACACAUGUUAUUUCCCAAUGUAUAUUUGACAGCAAGCCUAAAAAGUGCUUCCUGCAGCUGCUAGUCCCUUGUAUGUUUCACUACUGGUAGAUGUGAGGGUGGCAGUUGAUUGGACUAAUGGCUUUUUGCCAGGAGAUGUUUUGAUACAUACUGAGCCAUAAUCAAUUUCUUUUUUUAAAAA